This is a messenger RNA of Exaiptasia diaphana, 3619 nucleotides long. RefSeq lists its product as uncharacterized. The record is from RefSeq and is a predicted model, not a curated record. Gene Ontology annotation, biological process: proteolysis. Bases 1 to 2523 code for a protein of 840 amino acids. The transcript is spliced from 9 exons. NCBI's taxonomy places the organism in Eukaryota, Metazoa, Cnidaria, Anthozoa, Actiniaria, Aiptasiidae. Gene Ontology annotation, molecular function: zinc ion binding; cysteine-type peptidase activity.
AUGACUGUCUCGCAACUGAAAAAAUACCUACAAGACAGAGGUGUUUCUGUAAGCGGUUAUCUGAAAACGUCUCUAGUAGAGAUUGCCUCGUCUGUUGAGAAAAUGAACUUGCCGAUUGACCCAAACUUUGAAAAAGUUGAGCUUACAUCAACUAGUGGUAUUAUAUUAAAUGAUAUGCAUAUUCCGGACCCUUUUACGAUCAAAGUCGAGAAUAACUUUAUUAAUUCGCCUCCUUUUGGUCUGUACGACAUUUUUAAUCACUUCAUUUACCAUUCAACUGAGUACGAUAAACAGGGGCUGGCGGCGUACAAGUCUUUCGACGAUUAUCGUCUGUUCGUCGAUGGUUAUGUCGAAUCUUUAAAGACGAGCACAUUACCCAACGAAGGCAUUCAUGUUUAUGUGGCAGAGGUUAAACCUUCUAUGAAAAAUCAAACCGACGAAGGCAAAGAUUUUUACAAACUUUGCUUUAUUCUCGAGGGAAGAGGAGCCAACAAGGGCAGUGUUUUAUAUGCAAAAUGUAAAUGCAAAGGUGGUCAGGAUGGGGGCUGUAAGCAUAUUGCAGCAGCCAUGUAUGCGUUGGAGGACUUUCUUCACAGUCCGGACAAAGACAGUGUGACAAGUGGUCCUUGUCUUUGGACUAAAAAACCACGUUCAAAUUCAGAACCAUGUGAAGUGAAAGAUUUACACAUCGAGAGAAUAAAGAAACCAUCAAACAAGAAAAGAAAAAUUGACCGUAAAUUUUGUCAAAGUAUUGAUGUAGACGUUCGGCCUGACGAAGAUCAAGAACCACCAGAUGAAGAGAAACUGAGAGCUUUCACAGAAAAGAUGUCCAAUUUUAAAACAGACAAACCUGCAAUUUUGCCUCUGUUCCAAAAGCUGUACAGUACAGAUGAUGAUAAUAGCAUUAACUUUGAUCAGAAGGAUGGUAGUCCUCCAAGUGAAGAGACUGACUAUCCAGUCCAGCAAAAUGUUGGAAUUCUGAAAGAGAAGAUAAAGUCUAUAUUGCAAAACCAUCCAGAUGUAACCCCUACUGAUAUAAGUAAAAUGCUGUAUUUUACCGAGGAUGAAAUAGAGUUUGUGAACGAAGCUACUUUGAAGCAAUGGCAAUGUAAAGAGUGGUAUAUCAACAAGACAGGUUUCAUCUCAGCUUCAAAAUGUAAGCAAGUAUUCACACGUCAAUCAACACUUGAAAAAAAUAAAGCAGAUGAUGCUAGCAAAUUGGUUAAAUCAAUUGUGGAUUGUAACAUUCCUUCAAACAUUUCCUAUGAUCUUACUGAACCAACUAAUGCUAGAGAGUGGGGUUUGGUACAUGAGAAUAGUGCUCGUGAUGCAUACAAACGCACUGCAGCCCACACCCACCACAAACUAAACCUUGUCUCAAAAGGUUUUUUGAUAUCAAAAAGGAAACCCUUUUUGGGUGCUAGCCUUGACAAUAUUCAAACUUGUGAGUGCAAACUCAAGUGUGAAAAUGUGGUUAUUGAGUACAAGUGUCCAUACAAACACAGAGAUCUACAUCCCAAACAAGCUUUUCUUACUACUGAAAUUGGAGGUGAAAGAAAUGGGAAUGAAUUUUCAUUGAAAGCUACAUCUCGUUACUAUUAUCAGGUGCAACUCCAAAUGUUUGUUACUGGUCUUAAAAAGUGCAUAUUUGUUGUGUGGACAAAACAAGGAAUUUUUUCCAUACCAGUACCCUCAAAUCCAAGUUUUCUGGCAGACGUAUGCAACACACUUGAGGUGUUUUGGACUGAACAGAUACUUCCAGCUUUAAUGUCAGAAAUAACUGGAUUAGUGUGCACACCAGCUGAUCAUGAAGAAGUGGAUAACAAGGAUUGUAUACAUCUUACUGAAACUGUUACAUGUACAACUGCUGCUAUUCAAGACAGAUCAAUACAAGUUGAUGGGAUAGAUAUCUAUUGUGCAGAUAUUGAAACUCUCAAGCCAAAGACCAUGCUCAAUGACACAAUUGUAUCUCUUUUGUUCAAGAAAAUACAAUGCCCGUUUCCUAUCACAUUCUGUUACAGUACCUUAUGUGGUGAACAAACUAUAGGAAAACAGAUUUCCAGGGAAGACAGAAUGAAAGCAGCAGCUGUAUUUGUCAAGCCAAAGAAUCUUAGUGAAGAUUAUUUAGUCAUUCCAAUCAAUAGAAGGUUACACUGGCUGUUGGCAAUCAAAACUCCAUGGCAUAUUCUCAUUAUGGACUCUCUAACAUGUGACCUAACCACAAGAGAAACCGAAAUGCAAUACUUGACAGCCUUAUUAGACUAUGCUUGUAAAGCAAAUCACCUGGACUCAAACACAAGCACAUUGUCAAGGCAUGUGCUGAAGGUACCACAACAACCACCAGAUAGCAACAACUGUGGGGUGUAUAUGACCCAGUUCUUAAAAUAUUUCCUUGAGGACCUGAAUAUAUACAAGAAAAACCCACAUGGUUACGUACAAGUGGCACAUAACUGGUUUGGUCCACAGGAAGCAGAAUGCAUCAGACACGAUCUGAGGGUGCACUUGAAAUCUCAGUUGAACUGAGAUAAAACCAAUACCAAUAUUCUUUUAUAACUAUGUAAAUUUACAUGAAGAUCAAAAUUGUGUAGCUUAUAUGUUAAUUUACAUAUUUACAGUAUUUGUAGUCUUGUUAUGUUUCAUCACUUUUAAUAACACUUGGUUGUAAGUUCACUAAACAAGCACAAACUGUUACAAUAUCAUCUAUGUAGGGUUUUAAAGUAAGAGGUAUUGAUCCUUUAAGUAUUGUAAACAAUUUCAAAAGUCUAAUCAUUCGCUCAAUAUGGACACGGGAAGUGGCAACACGCCUUGUUGCUGUUGUAGCUUUGGCAGACACACAACCUUUCCUCAUAAUUGGAGGUGCAAUCAAAACUGUUUCAUGCAGAGCAAGGAUAUCCUGGAUGUUGAAGCCCUUAUCAGCCAUAACUUUAUCACCAGACUGUAAUUUCUGUAAGAAACCACUUUUACUAACAAUUUGUUUGUCACUUAUACUACCACUAUACAACUUUGAAAUAAAGUUGAUAUGACAAGUAGGUGACAUUGAAAUGAGUAAUUUGAAUGUGUUAGCAGACUUGUAUUGACUGUAGGUUGAUCUCUGGCAGGAGGGCUUUGAAGGUUUUUCUAUGUAAAACUCUGUACAGUCUAUUAUGGCUCUCAGGUUUUCAAACUUUUUAAAUGCUUUUGGUUGGGUAACCUCAUUUAGAACAGCAGUGGUAGGGAAGGGCAAAAGAAACCUUAAUUCCUUUGACAAAAACUUAGUCCAAGUGAUAAAUAUUUGGCUGACAGAUCUUGGACACACUCCAAAGAUAUCAGCCAACAUAAUAAUACUUGGGCUGCGUCGCAGUCUCACAAGGGUUAACACAAAUUGCUCCUUGGACAUCAGCUUAGAAAGUUCCUUGCGUCUCUGAAAGAAGGUAAUAAAUGAAGUUAGAUUGUACAAAUACUAAUAAAAUAUGUUUAUUCCUUUGUAGUUUUGUAGAAAUACUAAUUGUGGUCAGUGCACUAGAUGGUUUUUACCACAUAAAAGUCACUGUACAUAUUACUAUUUAUAUUAUAUAGUAGUUCUGCAAUCCUUGACAUUAACUUAAGCUUAAGUCCUUACUUGUAAAUAUUUUUUGUCCAU